GUCACACUGCACUCACCACGAACUGUCACAUGAUUUUCACCUGACGUUUGCUAGCUUCUGCGAAAAAUCUAUCGACGCGAAUUCCAACUUAAUAGGAACAAAUUUACAUCCCCGUCGAGCAGCGAUUAACGAAGCUAGCAAAAUGAAAAUUUGUGGUCCGAAAUGCUCCCUCUGCGGAUUGAUCAUCUCCGUUUGGGGCAUUGUGCAGCUGGUGCUCAUGGGAUUGUUCUUCUACAUACACAGCGUGGCCUUAAUCGAGGAUUUGCCACUUGAGGAGAAAUACUCUAGUUUAGAGGAAUUCUAUACGGCUGCCAAUAAUGCAUACACUCAGAAUGCGUAUAACUGCUGGAUUGCGGCGUGCAUCUACGUGUUGACCUUGUUGCUCUCUGCGCAACAAUUCUACAUGAACAGCAGAGUGACUGCCAACUAAAAACACCUGUACUUCAACUUCAACUACAAAAUACACACGAUGCAGUUGCUGCUUUGCUUUUCCUGUGCAGGGGGAAAGUAAACAUCAAUUGAGAGAGCAAAAAAGUAUAGCUUGGGCAAUUAUCGCUGAUUGCACCGUAACCACAAUUAGUAUUGAAAUGUUUUAUUUAAAGUUGAAGUAAUUUUGUUUAUUUACUGUAUAAUAUCCCCAAAGUUAUGUUGCUAAAGUUUAAAUUGAAUUAAAUAUGCUAAUAUUUAAGUAAAAAAAAUGUAUGUAUACAUAAUAUGUACGUAAUACAAUUGUUUUCGUUUGUAAUAAUUCACAUUCCUUUGUUAGUUCAAUUAUUUCACUGUAUCGACCGUACUCGUUAAAUCGAAUUAAAAACAGCAAGAGCAACAAAUUUAUAUCAACUGCAUCCGACUCCAGUCACAAACCAUCUCAGAUUCAAUGUAUAAAUGUAUUCUUUGUGUGUGUAUAAAUGUAUUCUGUAUUCAAUGUCACUGAAUGGAACAGGUCCUAUCUAUGCUUCGUUCCACGCUGUGCACUACUUCGUGGGUGGUAAUUCGACACCUAAAUUUCGUUAAAAUUGUUACAAAUAUACGAAAUAAAUAUAUAAUGAACUAGA
Messenger RNA from Drosophila grimshawi, 1055 nucleotides. RefSeq names its product ribonuclease kappa. Gene Ontology annotation, molecular function: RNA endonuclease activity. NCBI's taxonomy places the organism in Eukaryota, Metazoa, Arthropoda, Insecta, Diptera, Drosophilidae. The coding region runs from base 143 to 430 and encodes 95 amino acids. The record is from RefSeq and is a predicted model, not a curated record. The transcript has 3 exons.